AUGAGCGAGUCUUUGAAACCGCUAGUGGAUAGGAUUGUUUCGCAGCCCUUACAGUUCAAGAAAGCCACCAAGGAAGACUCAUCCAACGUUAUGGCAGAAGGUUCUUCGUAUAUAAUGAUCUCAUCGGGUGCUCAGAAAGCGCAGCAGGAACUCGACGAUGAGCACAAGUCGAUGGUGUCAGGUACGGCCAACGAUGCCAGCAAGGCUAGUACCUCAGCUGGUAGCCAGACCAAGGCUCGCAAGGAGGCAUCAAAGCCAGCUUCCUUUGCUGAAGCUUUAAAAAUGUACACUUCCAAGAAAUCAGCGAUGACAUCCACGUCGACUGCCAAGCAAGUUGGCUUGGCUAGCACGUCGUCAGCAUCAUCCGCUGGCAAGUCGAUGACGUUAGGCGAUGAACUGCUUCUCAGCGAUGAUGAAUAUCGUGGAUCUUCUACGGAUGAUGAAGAGCAUCCUAUGUCACUUUUAGAUAGUCAUGCGACGCCAGAUUCCAAUGAUGCUGCCUCCCAUUCAUCAACUUACAGUCCUGGAGAUGCUUCAAGUGACUCGUCUUCAGAAGACGCUUCUGCUUCUAAUUCUGCUUCUAACUCCGCUACUGCAUCUGCGUCUGUCUCUGCGUCUGUCUCUUCCACAUCGUCGUCAGAUGAGGAUGAGGAUGAAGUUUUCCACGAAGCAAGCGAAUUCAUUCAAACCCCAUUACAAGACACCAGCAUACUUCAAAAUGCAUCGGUUCAUCAAGAUGGAGAUGAAGAUGAUAGCGACGAUGGCUCUUUCCAUGGGAAUUCUGACUCUUCUACCCAAAACAGCAGCGACGAGGGCGAAGGUAACCUAAGUAUAUCAGAAGAUGAGAAAGAAGCUCUAAAACUUGAAAGUUUAGAACACCAGGGGAGCUCAUGUAACAACAAGCUUCCAAGUGAAAAGGCUGAGGAACAAGAGGAGGAUGAAGAUGACGAUGAAGAAGAAGAAGAAGAAUUGAAGCACAAGUCUCCGAUGCCUCCAUCGCCAACUCCUCCAACCACUUUAAUGGACAAGUCAAGCUUCUACCAAUUCAAUGAAAAUGCAAAUGACCAUGGUUGCAACAAGCCGCAGCGCAUAAUCAAGAACUGGGGGCCUAAACUCACUCAGCUAAAACCACGGGGUUUGUUAAACCACGGGGUCACGUGCUAUACAAAUGCUGCAGUUCAGACUAUGGUCCAUAUUCCUGCCAUCCAACACUACUUAUUCCAGUUACUUCGUGGAGACUACAAGAAUACUGUUAAAGCAGGCUCUGUGUCACACGUCUUGGCAGAAACUACAAUGAAAAUGUGGGCGCCAGAAGCAACGAAGAAUACAUACAUCAAUCCAGACAAGUUAAUUAAUUCCUUAGAGGAUAUUAACUGUAUGAUGAGUGUAUGGAAUCAAGAGGAUUCGCACGAAUAUUUCAUGUCCUUAAUGUCCAGACUUCAAGAAGAUUCUGUUCCUAAAGGACACAAAAUGACUGAAUCUAUCAUAUAUGAUGUGUUCGGUGGUCUAUUGCAACAGUCAGUCAAAUGUAGUAACUGUGGGGAGGUAUCAACAACAGAACAACCUAUAUAUGAUCUUUCCCUCCAUUUGAAAGGCAGGAAAACUAACGGAGAGGACAAUACUGGUUUAAACCAAAAUAACUCUCAGGAUAACUCCAACGAUCAACAACAGUCAUCCAAGAGAAGAUUCUCUAUCGAAAAAUCUAUUCGUGACUUUUUCAAUCCAGAAUUAAUUAAAAGAGUGGAUAACAAAGAGGGUUACACCUGUGAAAAGUGCAAGAUGGUCACAAACGCUCUAAAGUCUAACAAAAUAAUACGUGCUCCAGAAACCCUUGUGGUGCAUUUGAAGAAGUUCAGAUUCAAUGGUACUUCGUCUUCAAAAAUGAAGCAAGCUGUAUCCUAUCCGAUGUUCUUAGAUCUCACAGAAUAUUGUCAUGAAUCUAUAAGCUCAUUGCCAGUUAGAUAUCAACUAAUUAGUGUGGUUGUUCAUGAAGGUAGGUCAUUGUCUAGUGGUCACUAUAUUGCUCAUUGUAAGCAGCCAGAUGGAUCUUGGGCUACCUACGAUGACGAGUACAUCAACAAAAUAACUGAAAAACAGCUUCUCAAAGAACCCAAUGCAUACUAUUUGGUGUACACAAGACUAACGCCGAAAUCUAUACAACUUUCAAACAUAACGAGUUCCAAGAAAUCAGUUGAUUUCGAUACACCUAGAUUACACAAGGAAUCUUCUUCGAAUCAAGGUUCUAAACGGAAGAAUAAGAAUCAAAGGAAAAACAAGAACAAGAACAAAAGUAAAAAGAGAAGAAUAUCUCAAUAG
This is a messenger RNA of Kluyveromyces marxianus DMKU3-1042, 2316 nucleotides long. RefSeq names its product ubiquitin-specific protease UBP10 (gene UBP10). Gene Ontology annotation, cellular component: cytosol; nucleus. Gene Ontology annotation, molecular function: cysteine-type endopeptidase activity; cysteine-type deubiquitinase activity. The transcript has a single exon. NCBI's taxonomy places the organism in Eukaryota, Fungi, Ascomycota, Saccharomycetes, Saccharomycetales, Saccharomycetaceae. Bases 1 to 2316 code for a protein of 771 amino acids. The record is from RefSeq and is a predicted model, not a curated record.